AUGAGGCGGCCUAUUGUCAAGGUGGGAAGCAUACUACUGCUGUGUGUGGGGAUUGUUGGUCUCUUGUUCAUUAUGCAAGAAAGAAAAGAUGGAAUUGAAGAGAUUGAAGAUCAGCCAAUUCUCACUCCUCAUGUUACCUCUGAACCUGCUACCUUAAAGAAACUUGAAUGGGUCUCCCACUGUCAGGAGAACUCCUCAGUGGAAAGUAUUUAUAAAUUUUCCAAAUUACCUGCACACAUUAAAGACUUUUUGAGAUAUAAACACUGCACAAGCUUUCCACAGAUUCUUAAUGCACCACAGAAGUGUGGUGGAAGAGCUAAAUCCAAAAGGGUAUUUCUGCUUCUUGCCAUAAAGACUUCCCCUGGGAAUUAUGAAAGAAGAGCCAUCAUUCGCCAGACUUGGGGGGAGGAAAACAGCUAUAACGGUGCCCAUAUCAGAAGGAUUUUUCUUUCUGGAACUUCCAAAAAUGAGAGCGAGGACAAACAAUUAAGGCAACUUCUAAAAAUCGAAAGUGAAACCUACGGUGAUAUAUUACAGUGGAACUUCCAUGACACAUUUUUU
Messenger RNA from Staurois parvus, 561 nucleotides. The record is from the annotation of a GenBank genome assembly. Lineage: Eukaryota; Metazoa; Chordata; Amphibia; Anura; Ranidae.